Molecule: messenger RNA, 1416 nt
Organism: Closterium sp. NIES-65
Lineage: Eukaryota; Viridiplantae; Streptophyta; Zygnematophyceae; Desmidiales; Closteriaceae
Source: the annotation of a GenBank genome assembly
AUGCGGGCCAUGGGAGAUGGAGGGCCCGUUGUGGUUAUGGUGACAGCAUGGAAGGGAGACAUGUCAUGGGAGGGAGACAUGGCAUGGGAGGGAGGCAUGGCAUGGGAGGGAGACAUGGCAUGGGAGGGAGACAUGGCAUGGGAGGGAGACAUGGCAUGGGAGGGAGACAUGGCAUGGGAGGGAGACAUGGCAUGGGAGGGAGACAUGGCAUGGGAGGGAGGAAUGGGUUGCUUGGCGAUGAAUGACGAUGCUGCACUGCCCGAUGCUGCACUGCCCGAUGCUGCACUGCCCGAUGCUGCACUGCCCGAUGCUGCACUGCCCGAUGCUGCACUGCCCGAUGCUGCACUGCCCAAUGCUGCACUGCCCGAUGCUGCACUGCCCAAUGCUGCACUGCCCGAUGCUGCACUGCCCCAUGCUGCACUGCCCGAUGCUGCACUGCCCAAUGCUGCUCUGCCCCAUGCUGCACUGCCCAAUGCUGCACUGCCCGAUGCUGCACUGCCCAAUGCUGCACUGCCCGAUGCUGCACUGCCCAAUGCUGCACUGCCCGAUGCUGCACUGCCCAAUGCUGCACUGCCCGAUGCUGCACUGCCCAAUGCUGCUCUGCCCCAUGCUGCACUGCCCAAUGCUGCACUGCCCGAUGCUGCACUGCCCAAUGCUGCACUGCCCGAUGCUGCACUGCCCAAUGCUGCACUGCCCGAUGCUGCACUGCCCAAUGCUGCACUGCCCGAUGCUGCACUGCCCAAUGCUGCUCUGCCCCAUGCUGCACUGCCCAAUGCUGCACUGCCCGAUGCUGCACUGCCCAAUGCUGCACUGCCCGAUGCUGCACUGCCCAAUGCUGCACUGCCCAAUGCUGCUCUGCCCAAUGCUGCACUGCCCAAUGCUGCUCUGCCCAAUGCUGCACAGCCCAAUGCUGCUCUGCCCAAUGCUGCUCUGCCCAAUGCUGCUCUGCCCAAUGCUGCGCUGCUGAAUGCUGUGCUACCCAGAAUCGUGUUGCUCAACGCUAGACUGCCCAGUGGUGCAUGGCCCAUGCUGCGAUUCCAAUGCUGUGUUGCCCACUUUCGUGUUGCUCAAUGCAGCAUUGCAAUCAAAGAUGGAUUGACUAAUGCCGCGCUGAAUAUUGCUUCGUUGCACAACACGAGAGAGGUGAGCAUGCUGAAGGAUGCUGGGAUGGAGCCCUCUAUGGCGUUCUUCCACAUACUUCUGAGCAAGUUGCAGCACAGCACACGGAAAGUGGGGAUCAAACAAGCAGAUGACAGUGAGAAUGGCCGAGGCGAAGGAUGUGGAUGCGCACAUGGGAUGACAGCACAGCACAGAGGGUGUGGGAUGGGGCAAUUAGUGGGGACGGAGUACAGAGGGCAGAGGCAGGGAGGAAUACCGCUGGUGAGGAGCCUGAAAGGGUCGCAGAGUAAGUCGUAG